GGAGGUCAAAGUUCACUAGUUCGCCUCUCAAAAUGGCGGCUGAGCCCACACGGGAAUGGAGCGAUGAGCAGCUCAAAAGUGAUGAUUUGCCCAAAAAAGACAUAAUAAAGUUCCUGCAGGACAAUGCGACCCACUCGUUCCUCAACGAGCACAAGCUGCUCGGAAACAUCAAAAAUGUUGCCAAAACUGCAAAGAAAGAGCAACUGAUUAUCGCCUACGAUCAGCUCUUCGAGAGCAAAAGGUUUAAAGGCACAGAAGCAGUGGAAGAAGUGACGGAGAAGGUUAAAGCUGUGAAAGUCGAAGAAAAACCCAAAGAAGUCAAGACAGAAGUUGUGGAUGAGGGUCCUCCAAAGUACACCAAAUCAGUGCUGAAAAAAGGCGACAAGACAAACUUCCCAAAGAAGGGCGACACUGUGAGCUGCUGGUACACCGGAACCUUAGAGGAUGGGACUGUCUUUGACACCAAUGUUCCCACAGGGGCGAGAAAGAAGAAACAGGCCAAACCACUCAGCUUCAAAGUUGGCUUGGGCAAAGUCAUCAGAGGAUGGGAUGAGGCCCUACUGACAAUGAGCAAGGGUGAAACUGCUCGAUUGGAGAUUGACCCUGAAUGGGCUUAUGGAAAGAAGGGCGUCCCUGAGUCCAAAAUUCCACCCAACGCAAAGCUGAUUUUCGAGGUGGAGCUGGUGUCUGUGGAUUAGCCCAAAGCAUGCACUACAUUUCAAGAAUUCACACCUAAUUAAUGGCCUUGAGGUAGAGGGGGAUAUCAGCAUGCGUCUUGGAUUGCAAUAUUCCUGGGAUGCCUGUGAUUUAGCAUAGCAUUACACAUAUACCAAUUGGAUUUUAAAAAAAAAAAGUAGUUUGAUUUGGACAACGUGGAAUGGCUUGUUAAUAAUGUACAUAUAAGAGACUGUGAAAUGUUAUCUUUUUGUUCUUUUGCAUGUACAAUGUCAGAAAUAAAUCAUUUUCCCCAAA
Neolamprologus brichardi is the source of this 972-nucleotide messenger RNA. It is a transcript of the gene fkbp3, whose product is annotated as FKBP prolyl isomerase 3. Lineage: Eukaryota; Metazoa; Chordata; Actinopteri; Cichliformes; Cichlidae. Gene Ontology annotation, molecular function: peptidyl-prolyl cis-trans isomerase activity. The record is from RefSeq and is a predicted model, not a curated record.